GCCUGGCUGCUCAGAGAGGAUGCUUAGCUGUAGCAAAGCUCUUUGGAGAUUGUUCCGUCUUGAAUGAAGGGAGGACCCAGCAUUGCUGAAGGGGACUGAGCUUCCCAUUUUUAGAUGCAUUCCCACUCCGUAUGCAGCAAUUCCUCUCUGGCUGACAUCAUUGUAUCGACAGGGCUAUUUAAGCUGACCCAGGACAGAAAGAGUGUGAGCUUUGAAAGGACCUCACCUACAAGUGCUGUUUCUGCUGCUGGCUGUGCCUCCCCUCUGCUCUCGCAAGGAGACCCUCAAGCAGCAUGGCCCCCAAGAAGGACUUCCCUGUGAAGCGGCCGGUAGCCCCACCUGCCAAACCAGCAGCUAAACCAGCCGGGCCAAAGCCAGGAUUCCUGGCAGGUAAAAGCAAAGUGCCAGAAACAGCACCGGCACCGGCACCAACAGCACCGGCACCAGAGAAGCCCAAGGAGCCGCCCAUCGACCUUUCCAAAGUGGUGAUUGAGUUCACCAAAGAGCAGUUGGAAGAUUACAAGGAGGCCUUUGGGCUCUUUGAUCGGGUCGGCGAUGGUAAAAUCCAGUUGAGCCAGUGUGGAGAUGUGAUGAGGGCAUUGGGCCAGAAUCCUACUAAUGCUGAAAUCCGGAAAGUCCUGGGACAUCCAAAGCCUGACGAGCUGAAUUCUAAACGGGUGGAGUUUGAAGAGUUCCUGCCAAUGCUGCAGACAGUUGCCAAGAACAAAGAUCAAGGCACCUAUGAAGAUUAUGUGGAGGGGCUCCGAGUCUUUGAUAAGGAGGGGAACGGAACCGUCAUGGGGGCAGAAUUGCGCCAUGUCCUUUCCACACUGGGUGAGAAAAUGACAGAAGACGAAGUGGAUUCUCUAUUAUCAGGGCAUGAAGAUGCUAAUGGUUGCAUUAAUUAUGAAGCAUUUGUCAAACAUAUCAUGGCAAGCUGAGCUGGAGGUCUAUGAGCAGUGCUGCUCAAGAUGCUGUCUUCAGAUACAACUCCUCAGCCUACAGUCCUUAAUGGCCGUCACUUUCCUGUUUUUUUCUACCUUUGUACACACACAAUCUGCAGCCCAGACAUUUUUCCCAGUAGACCGUAAAGAUAUCUUUAUAAAUACCGAAUUGGUGAAACAUCAGUACCUCAGUCAGUGAUCAUCUAUGGAACCAGAAGGGAGCAGCAGCAACAGCAGCAGCAGCAAAUUUCACAAUUUUUGUGUGGAGAAAUCCACUUGCUUAAAUCAUCUGACUCUACAAACUACUCAUUUUUCUAAACAAUAAAGUUUUUGAUUUUCA
Molecule: messenger RNA, 1284 nt
Organism: Pantherophis guttatus
Lineage: Eukaryota; Metazoa; Chordata; Lepidosauria; Squamata; Colubridae
Product: myosin light polypeptide 6-like
Cellular component (GO): myosin II complex
Molecular function (GO): structural constituent of muscle; calcium ion binding
Source: RefSeq, a predicted model, not a curated record